Molecule: messenger RNA, 4675 nt
Organism: Pundamilia nyererei
Lineage: Eukaryota; Metazoa; Chordata; Actinopteri; Cichliformes; Cichlidae
Gene: lmna
Product: lamin A
Exons: 14
Coding region: 503-2443 (646 amino acids)
Biological process (GO): protein localization to nuclear envelope; heterochromatin formation; nuclear migration
Cellular component (GO): nuclear lamina; nuclear envelope
Molecular function (GO): structural constituent of cytoskeleton
Source: RefSeq, a predicted model, not a curated record
UUAUGGUGCGUUACAAGGGCUCAAGGUCACCUCUGCGUCGUUCUGCAGCAGGAUUUCUUGAUGGAACUGGAAUUCUUCAUUCAUGUCUUUGGCCUUUCAGCUUGAAAGAAUGUGUUCUUCAAAUCAGCAGGGAGGAGCAGGGUGUAAUCCGCACAUUCACACACUUUCACCCACCUGGGAGCUGCUCGGUAUCAUCAGUGUCGCAGCGUUUUAUUGACAGACCACUUGCACCAACUGCUGAGCGGUAGGUACAUGUGCAGUGAGCUUCGGCUACGAAAGCAGUCCAGGGCACGAGCCAAAGGAGCACACACCCACCAGCAGACAGCAUUCUUCAACAGAUCUGGGACUGCGAUCAUCUGAGGCACUGAAACCAGCAGAUAAACUUCCAGAAAGAUCCUGUGCUCGCACUUUUACACCCUUCAGCAGGCUGCAGUCAAAAGGCUCUCACACAGCUAAGCCGGUGACUCACCCCAUCUGCGUCUCUUGCUGAGCCAUUAUUACCAUGGAAACCCCGAGCCAAAAACGCACCAGCCGCAGCGCCGUCUCUCCGGCCCGCAUCACCAGGCUGCAGGAGAAGGAGGAGCUGUGCAACCUCAACGACCGGCUGGCCGUGUACAUCGACAAGGUGCGCUCCUUGGAGUCGGAGAACGCCGGGCUGCGGUUGCGCAUCAGCGAGUCUGAGUCCUCGGUCACCCGUGAUCUGUCGGGCAUCAAGACGGCCUAUGAGACGGAGCUGGCGGAUGCCCGCAAGACUCUCGACCAGGUGGCCAAGGAGCGAGCACGCCUGCAGCUGGAGCUCAGCAAGAUCAAGGAGGAGCACAAAGAGCUCAAAGCCAGGAACACCAAGAAGGAGUCUGACCUGGAGGCAGCUCUGGUCAGGUUGAGGGACUUAGAAGCUCUGCUCAACUCCAAAGAUGCUGCCCUCAGCACUGCCUUGGGGGAGAAGCGAACCCUGGAGGCAGAGGUGAAGGACCUCAAGGCCCAGCUGGCGAAGUUGGAAGUAAACUUGGCUGAUGCCAAGAGGCAGCUGCAGGAUGAGAUGCUGAGGAGAGUGGACGCCGAGAACCGCCUGCAGACCCUGAAGGAGGAGCUGGAGUUCCAGAAGAACAUCUACAACGAGGAGCUGCGUGACUCCAAGCGUCGCUUUGAGACCCGCAUGGUGGAGAUUGACAGCGGGCGGCAGCAGGAGUUCGACAGCAAGCUCGCCGAGGCUCUGAUUGACCUUAGAGGCCAGCACGAGGAGCAGGUCCGCCUCUACAAGGAGGAAAUCGAGAAGACCUACAACUCCAAGUUGGAAAAUGCCCGUCACUCAGCUGACAGGAACAGCAGCUUGGUGGGAGCUGCCCACGAAGAGCUGCAGCAGACCCGGAUCCGAAUGGAGAGCCUGUCAGGCCAGCUGAGCCAGCUGCAGAAACAGCUGUCGGCAAGCGAGGCCAAGACGCGGGAGCUUGAGGAGGCUCUGACACGCGAGCGCGACCUGAUGAGGCGACGGCUGGAGGACAAAGAUCGGGAUAUCACCGAGAUCCGAGCCCGGAUGCAGCAGCAGCUGGAUGAGUACCAGGAGCUGCUGGACAUCAAACUGGCCCUGGACAUGGAGAUCCAUGCUUACAGGAAGCUGCUGGAGGGAGAGGAGGAGAGGCUGCGUCUGUCACCCAGUCCUCCACCCACAAAAGUCACGGUGUCGCGGACCUCUGGCUCAGGCCACUCUCAGACCACCCGGGUGCACCACUCCUCCUCCGCCGCCGCUGCCUCCAGCAGCCGCAACUCCUCUGGGAUGAGCGUCUCAAAGAAGCGCCGCCUCAACGACAAUGACAGCGAGACCUCCAGCGUGACAGGAAACACUGUGACCAAGACUCGCAUCAGUCAGCAAGCCUCGGCCAGUGGACGCAUCACGGUGGACGAGGUUGAUAUGGAGGGAAGAUACAUCCGUCUCAGCAACAAGGCUGAUGAGGACCAAUCACUGGGCAAUUGGCAAGUGAAGAGACAGGUUGGGAAUUCAACCCCAAUCAUCUACAAGUUUCCCCACAAGUUCACUCUGAAGGCCGGCGGGACUGUGACUGUCUGGGCUGCGUCUGGUGGUGGAACCCACAACCCACCCACUGACCUGGUGUGGAAGAGCCAGAACUCUUGGGGUACUGGUGACCUGCUGCAGACCUCCCUCAUCAGUGCUAAUGGAGAGGAAAUGGCCAUGAGGAAAGUGACCCGCACCCUGUUCCAUGACGAUGAUGAAGAUGAUGACAUGGGAGCUCACAGCACAAGCGGCGCAGACAACGAGUACAACCUGCGCAGCCGCAAGGUGAUGUGCGACUCCUGCGGGCAGCCGAAGGAGCGCGCCGGUGGUUGCAGCAGUCUAGCUGAAGGCCUCCCAGGACAUUCCUACUUCAUGGGCACCAAUGAGCCCAGACAGGGCCGCAUGAAGCCGGAGAACUGCUCCAUCAUGUAAAAACCAGACAGCACCUCACCUGAACCCAGCACCUCCUGCAGCCCACAGGGGAGAAUGAUUUUUCUACCGUCGGGAUGUUUGUCUUUAUUUUUUUAUACGAUUGUGUCUUAUUUUGUAUUCAGAUUAUUCUGCGGGUUAGAUUUGCUUUGAGGGCGUAGGAUUUUCACAUAUAGCUUUCAAGUUUGUAUAUUCAGCUUAUUUUACUGCAUGUUUGCUGUUUGCUGUUUGCUCGUGCUGUUCUCCGCUCUGCUUGCAAACACACACACACACACACAGCUCCAGUGACCAGGGCUUGUGCUUCGAUCCGAGACGGGGUUUCACAUUUAAUGGCCAGGCUGUCAACACUCAACACGCACAGCUAGUGGACCCUAUCAGGAAAACAGCCGUACAGGCGAGAGGAGGAUGGCUCCUCUGGACUUUGUUAAUCAUGUUUGUUUCCCAUCAAACAGAUCAAUUCUUUAUUUAAAGCCAAUGUUUACAACUAAAACAUUUUUUGGAGCAGUGUUGUGCUAUAUUUAUGGAUAAAAUAUUGUAGGAAAAGUCUCCAGAGAAAGCCAAAGCGAUGUAAGCUCAGGGUUUUUUGUUUGUUUGUUUUUUCACCUUAGCCUUAAACAAACGGGGUGAUGAUAUGUUUUCUAUGUGAUGCUGUCGGGCAGCUGUGGUGCACACAGAGAAAAUGAGUACUUGAGAUGAAUAUAUGUACACGGCUCGCUCCCCAACGAAUGUAUUCAUUAUGUUUUUGGAAUGUUUAAAGAAAGAAGGGAAUUAUUGGGUAAUGUGUCUGGUUAAGUGCUUCUUGGCUUUGAGUGCGUUUAAUCAUGAUGGGAGAGGUUUAUUUUGUACCUGGGGGAAUGUCAGCAGAAGGUACUGUUUUUUGAUAGAUUGGGUGCCAUAUAUAGAGAGUAUAUAUUAAUGGGCUCUGUUUCUAUUUGCAGUAGAUUUUGGACAUGACUGUUUAACCGAUUAGAAAUACAGAUGUGCCUUCAGAGGCAACAUCUGCAGUUUUUGUUUUUCCCGCUCACAUGCUUCAUACGGGAGUCUUGUGACCGUCAGCUGUCCUCCGAUCCGUGUUGCUCCUAAAAGCUGGUCAUAAGGGCUUUGAAUUUUCUUUCUUUCCUCUAAGCUUUACCGACUUUGCAAAUCCCUGGAUCUGAUUUUGGGACCUCUGUUAGAUUGAGGGGUUUGUGUGACUUUGUAGCUUUGGCUUCAUGCACUGCUUUUUGCCAGUUAUGCACAGCAGGUAGAUUUGUAGUCUAGUCUGGCAGCUUAACUCAUUUAUACUCCAGUGGAAAGCAUAUCAAAGCAUUUGUGGAAGAUACUUGAUAGCUGUCGUGGUAUUGUUUUUGUGUGGGUUUUUUCUUUUUAUACUUAAAAAAAAAAAAGAGGCAAUUUCUGCAAAGUUUAAUUUUUAAAAUUUUUCGGCCACAAAAGGACAGUUCACCCCUAAAAUGAAACUUGUGUCCUCUGCCCUUUAAUGCUGUCUUGGUGUUUCCAGGGUUGGAGACGGCUGCAGAGAUGUCCGCCUUCUCGUUAAUAUAAUGCAACUCAUGUUGUGGUGCUCAGAGUACUGGAAAAUGCAUUUGAACAAACCAGAAAUCAUGACCUUGGUACUCAAAAAAAUCUACAGACCUUUUAUGAACAGUUUCUUGUAGGAACGACUUUCUUUCUAACUUCAUCCACCAACCGAAAGUAGCGUGCAGCUAGCUGACAUGAGCUGCUCGUCAGUGGAAGAUGCAGCGUUUAUCCAGCAGAGUGAGGAAACCAUCGGAUGUAGUGUCGUACAAAGAAAGAACUUCCUGUAUCAAACUGCUCAGUAGUAUGACCCGGUCAUGAUUUUUGGAAACAUUGAUGCUGAAUUUUCAAAUGUUUUUUGGCACUUUUAAUUUCAACAUAUUGAAGAGAAGUCUGACAUCUCUUCAAAACUGGGCUAGAUGCACAGAAAAGCUACAGGCAGGAGAAAAACAAAUAUGUAAACCUAACUAUGGUUUGAAUUGUGCUUUUUAGGUAGUUUGAUGCUCAGCGUGUCUCAUGAAGUCACUGACAAUCAGAGAAAUGACGUCUACAGUAUAAAUGUGUAUUAACAGAAAUCUUGUAGUUGUCAAAUGUCUACAUGUAAAGUGAUGAGAAAUGAUAACUGUAGUUGUUCAGUAUAUUCACAACAUAAUGCUUCAGAUCAGGUCAUCGAAACGUCAGGGGUGUAAUUAAGAACCAGAGUAACAAGGACUCGCUACA